UGUGACACCUUCUUCUCACUCUAGUGAUUUUGUGCGACCUCCAUCGAUCACCAAUUUUCAAUCACGCCGCAACCGUGUUCGUCGCCAUCUCUAACUCUCCGUCAAAUUGAAGCCCGCAAUCACGCCACGACCUUCAGUCACCUACCGUCAGUGCGAUCUGUAUUCUCUUCAUCUAUCUGCAUCUCACAAACCCUAACCGAGUAAGUUCCCUCUCAACAACUUAGGCUCUACAACUCAGACUCUGUUUGACAAGGUGAUUAAGCAAUGGCAGGAAAAGGACUUGUUGCAGCGAAAACCAUCGGGGAUAACAAAGACAGAGACAAGAAGGAACCCAUUUCUCGUUCUUCUCGUGCUGGAAUCCAGUUUCCUGUGGGUAGGAUCCACAGACAGCUGAAGCACAGAGUCCAAGCUAAUGGACGUGUGGGAGCAACAGCUGCAGUGUAUCUGGCAUCAAUUCUGGAGUAUCUGACUACAGAAGUACUUGAACUGGCUGGAAAUGCAAGUAGAGAUUUGAAUGUGAAGAGGAUCACACCAAGACAUUUGCAACUGGCUAUUAGGGGAGAUGAGGAACUUGAUACCCUUAUCAAGGGAACGAUUGCUGGUGGUGGUGUCAUUCCUAACAUUCACAAGUCCUUGAUCAAUAAAACUGCCAAAGAAUGAGUUCUUGCUUUUGUUGUCAUGUGGUGGUGCUGUUUAUUUUAAUUAGGGGUGUGUUUUUAAUCAUGACUUGAAUUGACUUAAAAUGAUGAUGAUCACAGUAGGGUAGUUUUACAAUUUUGAAUCAAUUGAUUGAUAUGGUGGUGUGUAAAUGGUGGUAUUCUUAUGUCGUCCUUUGGAUGGUUUAAUUUGUCCGUCUUAGAUAUUUGUGAUGUUGUUGGAGUUUAUACUAAGAAAAAAAAAAAGUUUAUAACUUGUCUGAGAAUAAAAGUCAUGUUUGAUAACA
Medicago truncatula (barrel medic) is the source of this 943-nucleotide messenger RNA. RefSeq names its product histone H2A variant 1. Gene Ontology annotation, molecular function: structural constituent of chromatin; protein heterodimerization activity; DNA binding. The record is from RefSeq and is a predicted model, not a curated record. Bases 265 to 660 code for a protein of 131 amino acids. Lineage: Eukaryota; Viridiplantae; Streptophyta; Magnoliopsida; Fabales; Fabaceae. Gene Ontology annotation, cellular component: nucleosome. The transcript is spliced from 3 exons.